Gossypium raimondii (Peruvian cotton) is the source of this 2054-nucleotide messenger RNA. RefSeq names its product serine/threonine-protein kinase STY13. Gene Ontology annotation, biological process: protein phosphorylation. Bases 580 to 1638 code for a protein of 352 amino acids. Lineage: Eukaryota; Viridiplantae; Streptophyta; Magnoliopsida; Malvales; Malvaceae. The transcript is spliced from 6 exons. Gene Ontology annotation, molecular function: ATP binding; protein kinase activity. The record is from RefSeq and is a predicted model, not a curated record.
UUUCAUUUCCUUCAUCUUAAUAUAAUUCAACUAUUUCAUUUCUUUGCUUACUCAGCUCACGUCCCAUAAAAAAAACUUAUCUUUGUUUUUAAAAUUAUUUUCUUGUGUCAGCACUUGCUUGUUUGCUGAAGGGUCUUUUCUAUUGUGUGUUAUCUCUCUCUGGGUUUAUAUAUUUCAAUUUUCUAUUACUACAUAUUCGUUUUAUUUUACUAAAUUUUUUGUUUGUUGCGGGUUGUCUGCUGAGAACAUGUGGGACUUUAUUCCUUGCCUCCCAUUAAAGGGCAGUUCUUGAUGGUUUUUUGGAUCUACAAUCCCUGAUUUUUGGGAUGGUUUUAUUGUUUUAAAGCUGGGAAAAUAAAUUUAAAAAAAAAAGUAAAAAUUCAGGCUUUAGGUUCUUUAAUGUAGGCAAAGGCAUGUCCUUUGUUUCCUCUGUUUUUUUUGCCCUUCAGCUAUGAAAAGUUUGAGUUUCUGAGCUUUUCAUGUUCCCUUCAAAUGCGGGAUUUUCGAAAGGGUACCUUAUUGUUUGUUCAAUAGAUUUAGUUUGUUUUAUUCUUGUUUUAAAAAGGGCGGUUUCAAAGUAUGGGGUCUGGAAAUGAUUUUUUUUCAACUCAAGAGUUCAAUUUAGAUGCUAAGUGGUUGAUUGAUCCUCAGCAGCUUUUUGUUGGUCCUAAGAUUGGUGAAGGUGCUCAUGCUAAAGUAUAUGAGGGAAAAUACAAGGAUGAGACUGUCGCUAUUAAAGUUGUUCGAAGAGGGGAAACCCCUGAAGAGAUUGCAAGGAGAGAAGGAAGGUUUGCAAGGGAAGUUGCAAUGUUAUCCAGAGUUCAACAUAGAAAUCUAGUGAAGUUUAUUGGAGCUUGCAAGGAGCCUAUCAUGGUCAUAGUAACUGAGCUCUUACAAGGUGGGACAUUGCGUAAGUACCUUCUGAAUUUGCGGCCGAAGUGCUUGGACUUGCGUGUAGCGAUUGGGUUUGCACUUGAUAUCGCUCGUGCAAUGGAAUGCUUACACUCCCAUGGAAUCAUUCAUCGGGACCUGAAACCUGAGAACUUGAUCUUGACCGAAGACCAUAAGACAGUUAAGCUAGCAGAUUUUGGUUUAGCCAGGGAAGAAUCGUUAACCGAAAUGAUGACUGCUGAGACCGGGACAUAUCGUUGGAUGGCUCCUGAGCUUUAUAGCACGGUCACACUAAGGCAGGGAGAGAAAAAGCAUUACAAUCAUAAGGUGGAUGCCUACAGCUUUGCUAUUGUGUUGUGGGAACUCAUCCAUAACAAGUUGCCUUUUGAAGGCAUGUCAAAUUUACAAGCGGCUUAUGCAGCUGCUUUUAAGAAUGUCAGGCCUAGUGCCGAGGACCUUCCGGAAGAUUUGGCAUCAAUUGUGACUUCAUGUUGGCAAGAGGAUCCAAAUGCUCGGCCCAAUUUCAGCCAAAUCAUACAGAUGCUAUUACACUAUCUCUCGACCAUUUCACCACCCGAGCCUGUGAUGCCUCCUAAGAGAACGACUUCAGAAAAUGCUGUAUUGCCACCGGAGUCUCCUGGUACAAGUUCAUUGAUGGCUGCAAGAGAUGACGUAGUGGAAACCCCAAAAGCCACUGAAGAAGACCAGCCUAGAAGCUUCCUGUUCUGCUUCAACCAGUGUUACUGAAUCUCUCAGAUGCACAACUUCACUUUCGAGGAUAUCACAAACUAAUAUUUAGGGGAGUUCAAUAAGAUAACUAGUCUCGGAUAUUAGAAAGAAUACAAUCUAAUCGGAUUAGUUUAGUUCAGUUAUAACAUGUAUAUGACAGAAAGCUGUCUGGUAUGAAUCUGAUGUGUCUGUUAGCUUUACAUACUGAUUUACAUGAAUUUUAGAAUGCCCUGACCAAGAUGGUUCAGAAAACUUAUGGGGUUUAGGGGUUGCUGUGAUGGAAAUAUCAAUGUAUAUAAGGUGCAUCCUAAUGCCUAUGCUCUUGUUUUCUUCUUUAGACAUUGCAUUAGCUUUUACGUUUUGACAUGCUAUGCUACUCCAACUCGGAUACGAGUGUUGUCUGUAUAAAAUUUCAAGGGGUUUUUGAAGGGUUA